GCGGGCAGGGGCGGCCGGAGGCGGGGUCCGGGCGGGGCGGGCCCCGCGCGCACUUCCUCGGGGAGGGGUUGGGGCCGAGCUCCCACUCGCCCACACAGUCCGUGUGCAGCCGGCACCCUCACCGGCGGCGCGCUCGGCCCCCGCUCGGCCCGGCCCGCAGGUACGAGCCGCCGCCGAGGGACGCGCGGCCCGGCUUCCCCGCUCCCGCCGCCCGCUUCGAGGGCGCACUCAUAGCCACCAUGAGCGAGUCCUUUGACUGUGCGAAAUGCAGCGAGUCCCUGUAUGGCCGCAAAUACAUCCAGACGGACGACGGCCCCUACUGUGUGCCCUGCUAUGACAAUACCUUCGCUAACACGUGUGCUGAGUGCCAGCAGCUUAUCGGGCAUGACUCAAGGGAGCUGUUCUACGAAGACCGCCACUUCCACGAGGGCUGCUUCCGCUGCUGCCGCUGCCAGCGCUCACUGGCCGAUGAGCCCUUCACUUGCCAGGAUGGGGAGCUGCUCUGCAAUGACUGCUACUGCAGCGCCUUCUCGUCUCAGUGCUCCGCCUGCGGGGAGCCCGUCAUGCCUGGGUCCCGGAAGCUGGAAUAUGGAGGCCAGACGUGGCACGAGCACUGCUUCCUGUGCAGUGGCUGUGAGCAGCCGCUGGGCUCCCGUUCCUUUGUGCCCGACAAGGGUGCUCACUACUGCGUGCCCUGCUAUGAGAACAAGUUUGCGCCUCGCUGCGCCCGCUGCAGCAAGACGCUGACACAGGGUGGCGUGACAUACCGUGACCAGCCCUGGCAUCGAGAAUGCCUGGUCUGCACAGGGUGCCAGACGCCCCUGGCAGGGCAACAGUUCACCUCCCGGGACGACGAUCCAUACUGCGUGGCCUGUUUUGGAGAACUCUUUGCACCCAAGUGCAGCAGCUGCAAGCGCCCCAUCACAGGACUCGGUGGAGGCAAGUAUGUGUCCUUUGAAGACCGCCACUGGCACCACAGCUGCUUCUCCUGUGCCCGCUGCUCCACCUCCCUGGUGGGUCAAGGCUUCGUGCCGGAUGGAGACCAAGUACUGUGCCAGGGCUGCAGCCAGGCAGGGCCCUGAGCCAGGACUCCUGGGCCCAGGGCCUCCAAACCAGGGCUCCAGGACUAAGGCUCCUUUUCCAAACCACCUUUGGGACCCAGCCCCACCCUCCACCCCCAAAUUGGGGCUCCUCCUGGGCUCCAGGAUUCAGCCUCCCUGCUCCCACAUCCCAAACCGGUACUCCCUGACCCAGGGCUCCCAAACCUGGGCUCUUAUGGAGCCUCCAUGAUUCAAAUCCCCUCUGCUAACCUAGACUCCCCCUACAGUCUGGGUUCCCAGAUCCCAAGCCCUCUCCCCAAAUCAGGGCUCUAGACCCAGCCGUCUAAACCUGGACUCUGGGGCCCAGGCCCCCUUUGAUCUAGACUUCUUUCCUGAGACGUUAGGUCCUCUGUGGGUGCCUGAGAAGUCCUCAAAAGUGGGCUAUAUUCAGGUUUGACCCUCCCCACCGUCAUCCCAAUCUAGCCCCGGGGCUGGGGCUCUCUGGACAGCAAAACAGGCGUUCACACUUUAAAGGGGUCCUAGAGCACAGGGUUUUGCCCAUCCGGUAUCUGUCGAGUGUUUUCUCCUUUCAUUUGAGCUCCAUUCUGCCCGGAGAUGGGCAGAGGGGGUGGGACUGGCUCACCCCGCCCUUCCAGAUUCUGCAAUAAAGCAAUGUGAGGAAG
This is a messenger RNA of Leopardus geoffroyi (Geoffroy's cat), 1723 nucleotides long. RefSeq names its product four and a half LIM domains 3 (gene FHL3). Gene Ontology annotation, biological process: actin cytoskeleton organization. The record is from RefSeq and is a predicted model, not a curated record. Gene Ontology annotation, cellular component: nucleus; stress fiber; Z disc. The transcript has 6 exons. Gene Ontology annotation, molecular function: actin binding; transcription coregulator activity. Bases 240 to 1082 code for a protein of 280 amino acids. Lineage: Eukaryota; Metazoa; Chordata; Mammalia; Carnivora; Felidae.